AUGAAGGCCGGUAAGGCCGGCUUCGAGGGCCCGCAGGAGGCGCAGCACCGCAUCCGCGUCACCCAAGCGUCAAGAACCUCGAGAAGGGUGAUGAUGAUGGGUGGAUCUCGUCGAUCCGCACCUCCUCACCCACCACAUCGCCGGAUCCGCGACAUGGGAAGGUCAUGGGGAAGCAAAAGCUCAGUGUCAAGACUGAGGAGGACUCCAAUCCUCGUGACUAGAUGGUGGCAAUGGCAUCUUGCAUACUAUAUUCUCAUGGGUGGGUGCAGCGAGGGGCUGGGCAAGCGCGGUGCGCAGUGGAUGGAGGUCAUCCCGUGGGAGCCCAGGGCAUUCGUCUACCACAACUUCCUGUUUGGGGGACUUGUGAUGCAGCAUGCCAAGCAACAGCAAGGGGAGGGCAUCUCUGAAAUGUCGCUGCUGGUGGUGAUGGAUGGUUGCCGCUGGUGGUGGUAG
Molecule: messenger RNA, 453 nt
Organism: Triticum turgidum subsp. durum (durum wheat)
Lineage: Eukaryota; Viridiplantae; Streptophyta; Magnoliopsida; Poales; Poaceae
Source: the annotation of a GenBank genome assembly